This is a messenger RNA of Maudiozyma barnettii, 1248 nucleotides long. RefSeq names its product Snx4p (gene SNX4). The record is from RefSeq and is a predicted model, not a curated record. The transcript has a single exon. Bases 1 to 1248 code for a protein of 415 amino acids. Gene Ontology annotation, biological process: autophagy; cytoplasm to vacuole targeting by the Cvt pathway. NCBI's taxonomy places the organism in Eukaryota, Fungi, Ascomycota, Saccharomycetes, Saccharomycetales, Saccharomycetaceae. Gene Ontology annotation, cellular component: cytoplasm; phagophore assembly site. Gene Ontology annotation, molecular function: phosphatidylinositol binding; protein binding.
AUGGAACAAUUAGAAGGGGACAGCAUGACAGAUGAUCAACGGAAUCAUUUCAACUUGGAAAUCACUGUCACAGAUCCUCAAAAACGUACUGGAGAAGGCGGUACAUCCACAUCAUAUGUAAGUUACCAAAUAUCCACCAAGACAGAAGAUCCAGCAUAUCAUGAUGGGAAACCGAAUAUGAACAAUAUUAUCGUCGUUCACAGAAGAUACAGUGACCUACUGUUGUUACAUGAUGUUUUAGCUAAUGAUUAUCCUACAUGCAUAAUUCCUCCCUUACCAGACAAAAAAGUGUUUCAAUACAUUUCAGGAGAUCGAUUUAGCCAAAAAUUUACUCAAAAGAGAAGCCAUAGUUUACAAAAUUUCCUCAGGAGGAUUAGUCUACAUCCUACAUUGUCGCAAUCCAGUAUUCUAAAGAUGUUUUUAACUAGUAAUGAUUGGGACACAUAUAGAAGAAGUAUAAUCGACAACUUACCUUCGAAUAAGGAGGAAGUUACAGAUGCAUUUAUGAAUGCUUUCAAAUCUGUUAAUAUCCAAAGUGAUGAGUUUAUUGAAAUCAAGGAGAGAAGUGAUAAGCUUGAUCAUACUAUUACUAAGCUAGAUAAAAUAUUUCAUAAAGUAGUAAAGAAGAACGAUUCAAUAUCAGAAGAUUAUGUUAAAUUAGGAACAGCUCUAGAAGAAUUAAGUGAAUUAGUUACAGGUGAGAAUGAUGAAUUAGCGAAGAAUCUAAAGACAUUUCAAGAAGGUAUUGUUCAAUUAUCUUACUUAAUUAAUGAUCUUAACAAAUAUCUUGACUACGAUUAUUUGGUAGAUUUAAAAGAUAUAGAACAUUACAUCGAGAGUAUGAGGCAAUUAAUUAAAUUAAAGGACCAGAAACAAAUUGAUUAUGAGCAACUGAACGAGUAUUUGACUAAAUCCAUAAAGGAGAAGGACGAUUUGAUAGCUGGGUAUGGUGGCAGCAAUUUUUUCACUAAUAAGCUCGAAGAAUUUGCUGGUAUAAGCCAAGAAGCUUCACGUCGUGAUAAGAUAACAAAACUAGAGGAAAGGAUUACAUCCUUAGAUGGAGAGCUAGAAAAUGCUAAGAAAAUUGCAGAUGGAUUUGAGCAAGAAACUUUGAAGGAGAUUGCCCAAUUCGAAAGUGUCAAGGCAAAAGAACUGAAGGAUACAUUAGAUGAAUUGGCCGACGAGAAUAUAAAGUUUUACGAGAAGAUGUUGCAAACGUGGACUAAAGUCGACGAAAGUUUGGUAUGA